This is a messenger RNA of Peromyscus maniculatus bairdii (prairie deer mouse), 1778 nucleotides long. The record is from RefSeq and is a predicted model, not a curated record. NCBI's taxonomy places the organism in Eukaryota, Metazoa, Chordata, Mammalia, Rodentia, Cricetidae.
GGAGUAUGGUGGGGACUUCCUGAGGGCCAGGAUGUCCUCCCCAGCCCUGAAGGCAGGAGCUUCUGGAAAGGUGACAGACUUCAACAAUGGCACCUACUUGGUCAGCUUCACUCUGUUCUGGGAGGGCACAGUGGCCCUGUCUGUCCUGCUCAUCCAUCCCAGUGAAGGGGUGUCAGCUCUCUGGAGAGCAAGGAAACAGAGCUACGACAGAGUCAUCUUCACCGGCCGGUUUGUAAAUGGAUCCUCUCAGGUCCACACUGAGUGUGCCUUGGUUCUAAACUCAAGUGUCGAGCUGUGCCAAUAUCUGGACGCCCAGGACCAAGAAGCGUUCUACUGUGUGAAGCCUCCAAAUGUACCCUGUGCAGCUCUUACCCACAUGAAAUCAAAAAACAAGGAAGUUUCCUAUCUUAGUCAGCAAGAGAGGAGCCUCUUUGAAAGGUCUAAUAUAGGUGUGGAGAUUAUGGGAAAAUCCAAUGUGAUUAGUGUCUCCAAAUGCAACAGUAAGUGGUUCUGUGCUUGGCGGGCGGUGCUUAACCCUGAUCCAUUUAAAGGUCCUUCUCUCUCUGCUGGGCUUGGUCACUGUCUCUGUUCUCAUAAGGUGGGCCAAGGCACAAAGUCCGGAGAGAAGGAGGACAGAGAAUACAGUAUCAGAUUCCAUAUGUUUAUACAACUCCAAACACCAGAUUUUUUUCUCCUGUAUGUGCGGCUUGUUGUAACUGGAUUCUCCUUUUGUUUUGGGAUUGCCUGUUGGUUCUCAGCACUGAGGUCUGUGGAUCUGCAUGAGACUGGAAAACUGCAACACCAACUCGCUGUGGACUUGGAUGAAAACAUCAACAUCCAGUGGAAAAAACACGGUUACCCCUUUAUUGGGUCAUUGGUCUACUCAGUCAAAGAGAUGGAGUACAUUGCACGGAUAAUUGACAGAACUGGAGGAGAGAAAAACACGGUCAUUGUCAUUUCUCUGGGUCAGCAUUUCAGACCUUUCCCCAUUGACCUUUUCAUCCGAAGGGCCCUCAAUGUCCACAAAGCUCUUCAGCGUCUUCUCCUGAGAAGCCCAGACACUAUGGUUAUCAUCAAAACAGAAAACAUCAGGGAGAUGAGCAGUGAUGUGGAAAGACUAGCUGACUUCCAUGGUUACACCCAGUACCUUGCCUUAAAAGAUAUUUUCCAGGAUCUCAAUGUGGGUGUCAUUGAUGCCUGGGAUAUGACAAUUGCAUAUGGCACAAAUGAUGUCCAUCCACCACAGCAUGUGGUUGGAAGUCAAAUUAAUAUAUUCUUAAAUUAUAUUUGCUAGCAAACACAUAACUCUGAAAGUCACUCAUUGAAGUUCAAAGAUGCAGUGAAUUCUGCUGGCGUGUCAGGUACCAGGUACCAGGAUGUCCUAGUUAGUCCAAAGAGUUAGUCUGCACUGUGGUCCAUGUGAUCCACCCAGUUCAGCCUGACAAGGCCCUAGACUGGGCUUCUGCUUCAAGUUGAAGCUCAAAAGAAUCAAUGAAUGGUCCUCCCUUUUUUGAUCAGGUCCUCUCUUUUCUGAUCAGAGCCACACUGCUCUUCAUCAAUUGGAAGUUAGGACUCCCUUGGCUGAGACCUUCUCCCUGUUGCUGUGAGUCCAGGAACAUGAAGUAAUUUUGUAUAAAAUGUUUAAAGGUUUUGAUUCAAUCUUUAAAUAUUUUUGUGGAGACUUUUUACAUCCAUGUUCAUCAGGGAAAUUGUUCUGUACUUUUUUCUUGGUUGUGUCUCAAAGUUUGACAUCAGGACAAUACAUACUUCAGAGAAAG